GUUGUUUGACUCCAAGGACGGAAUGAAAAGUGGUACAUUCCUCCAGCGCACACUCCGCCAGCAGGAGAGGGAGGGUCAACAUGGCGUCCGAGCAGGAGAGCUCCAACGGGCCGGGGAAGAAGUCCAUGCGGGAAAAGGCCAUCGAGAGACGAAACGUCAACAAGGAGCACAACAGUAACUUCAGAGCGGGCUACGUGCCCAUCGAGGAGGAACGUCUCCACAAAACGGGCCUCCGAGGACGGAAAGGCAACAUGGCCGUGUGCAUCAUCGUCCUCCUCUUCCUCCUGGCCUUGAUCAACCUCAUUAUCACGCUGGUGAUCUGGACGGUGAUCCGCAUCGGUCCCAAUGGCUGCGACAGUAUGGAGUUCCAUGAAUCGGGUCUUCUACGCUUCAAGCAGAAAGCGGACAUGGGCGUGGUCCACCCGCUGCACAGGAGCACCGUGGGAGGUCGUAAGGACCAGGACCUGCUCCUGGUCGGCAACAACAACCCGGUGGUCUUCCAGCAGGGCACCUCCAAGCUGAGCGUGGACAAAGACAAGACGUCGGUGGUCAGCGACGUGGGAAUCUCCUUCACCGACCCUCGCACUCAGGCCACCUUCUUCAGCACCGACUUCGACAACCACGAGUUCCACCUGCCCAAAGGCGUCAAAGUGCUGAGCGUCAAGAAGGCGUCCACGGAACGGAUAACCAGCAACGCCGCGUCUGACCUCCACAUCAGGGGGGACAGCAAGGCUAUCAUUCGCGGCAACGAGGGCGUCAACAUCAUGGGACGCACCGUCGAGUUCAAGAUGGGCGGAGACAUCGAGCUCAGAGCUGAGAACAGCAUCAUCCUCAACGGGUCGGUCAUGUUCAACGCCACGCGCAUUCCCAACUCGGAGGGCGACGUGUACUUUGACGGCGCCACCGAGAGGUACAAGCUGUGCAUGUGCGCCGACGGGACGCUGUUCCGCGUGCGGGUGAAGUAUCCCAACAUGGGUUGCCAGACGUCCGACAACCCGUGUCAGAACGCUCACUGAGGACACCGGACUGGGGGGGGGGGAAAAACGCUUAUUUUGAUACAGUUUGUUUUUCAUGGCUUCUAUAGAAAAUGGUUGUGUUCUGGAAUAGCAAAUCCAACAUAAGUACAGUUUCACUAGUAUUGUUAUUGAGAAACACUGACAUUAUUCAUACACUGUUACACUUUAUUUGGCAGCUGUGUGUGAUGCGUUUACUGACCAGUGUGUAGUGAUUAGCAAGUAAUGCACUGCAGUCGUCCCUCGUUUAUCGCUGUUAAUUGGUUCCGGACAUAAACAGAUUUCCGCCAAGUAGAAAAAAACUGUUUAUGACCUUCUAAAUACAUUGUUCAACAGUAUGAAAACCGUCUAGGCAUGAACUAAAUCCCUUCUUUUAAUCCAAUAUAAUAAUGCUGGCUGAGCCAAUCAGUGGCCACGAUACUGAACAGUUUGGUCUCAUCUAAUGGCCAUUACUAGUGUGGUAUGGAUAUUUUUGGUUUAGUUAGCCAUUUGUAUGCUUGAAAAUACUUAAUUUAGGGCAAACAAAAUAUUCCUAAAAAAACAGGUGAAGCCGUAAUACUUGAAGCGAGAUAUGGCGAGGGACAACUGUACGUGUUUACAUUUUUCUUCUGCACUUUUCGGACUGCCAAUGGACUCACAGGGGAAGAUUUAUGGAUUUAUUGAUUCUUAAACUUUGGUACGAGUAUCACUGGUAUUCAAUAAAACCAGAUAUUUUUCAAAAAUACAAUUAUAAUAUUGACUGUAUAUAUGAAAUAAUGGUGUACAUUUGUAUUUGUACUAGAUCAUUUGAAUUCUAUUUUAGAGACAUGCACAUAGGAAUUGCAUUUACUUUUGAAUAUAAUAAAACAAUUUAGAGACAAAAACUACAUUUGAACUAUCCACACAGUAAAAAUGUUCAUUGUAAAUUCACAGCAAGUUACUGGCUAAUGAAUUGCAUUACCGUACUUUUACAAUAAUAUUUAUUGUAAUUUACUGUGAAAUGAUUUUACAGCAAUUUACUGUAACUGCAGAGCUGGGAUUUUACAGUUAACUACAAUACAUUUACAACUAUAUCCUGAAACUUCACAGUUGCACUUGUAUUGUUAAUUACUCUGUCGUCAUACAAGAGAAUUUAUUACAGAUGACUAUGAGUACAGUAUUUUACUGUGAAAUAGUCAAUUGCUGCAAAAUAUAAGGAUAUCAUCAUUUUUACAAUCAGUUGUUGUAAUGUCACAGCAAGUUUUGAAGACAUUAUUUUACUGUGAAAUAUGAUUUUUUUUUUUACAGUAAUUUGCUAUGUUACAGUAAAUUUUGAUGACAAUAUUUUACUGUGAAAAAAAGGAUAUCAUAUUUUCACAGUAGUUUGUUGUAAUAUUACAGUACAUUUUUAUUCCAGUAGUUUACUGUGAAAUAACAGCCAAUUGCUGUGAAAUAUAAGGAUAUAUUUUUACAGGGAUUUACUGUAACAGUAAAUGUAAAAUACAGUAAUUCACUGUAACAUAUAAGGAUAUCAUAGUUUUUACAGUACUUUGUUGUAAUAUUACAGUCAAUUUUGAUUUUAGUAUUUUACUGUGAAAUAACAGUCAAUUGCUGUGAAAUAUAAGGAUAUAUUUUUUACAGUAAUAUGCUGUAAUGUUACAAUAAAUGUUGAAUACAAUAUUUUACUGUGAAAUAUAAGGAUAUCAUAAUUUUUACAGUAGUGUGUUGUAUUGUUACAGUAAAUUACAAUUUCAGCAUUUUACUGUGAAAUAUAAGGAUAUCAUAAUUUUUACAGUAGUGUGUUGUAUUGUUACAGUAAAUUACAAUUUCAGCAUUUUACUGUGAAAUAAGGAUAUCAUUUUUACAGUAGUGUGUUGUAAUGUUACAGUAAAAUUUGAUUUCAAUAUUUUACUGUGAAAUAAAAGGAUAUAUUUUUUAUAAUAAUUUGUUGUAAUAUUACAGUAAAUUUUGAUUAUAGUACUUUACUGUGUUACAGUAAAUGUUGAAUACAGUGUUUUACUGUGAAAUAACAGUCAAUUGCUGUGAAAUAUAAGGAUAUAUUUUUACAGUAAUAUGCUGUAGUGUUACAGUAAAUGUUGAAUACAGUAUUUUACUGUGAAAUAUAAGGAUAUCAUAAUUUUACAGUAGUGUGUUGUUAUGUUACCAUAAAUUACAAUUACAGCAUUUUACUGUGAAAUAAGGAUAUCAUUUUUACAGUAGUGUGUUGUAAUGUUACAGUAAAAUUUGAUUUCAAUAUUUUACUGUGAAAUAAAAGGCUAUAUUUUUUAUAAUAAUUUGUUGUAAUAUUACAGUAAAUUUUGAUUAUAGUACUUUACUGUGAAAUAUAAGGAUAUCAUAAUUUUUACAGUACUUUGUUGUAACAUUACAGUAAAUUUAGAUUUCAGUAUUUUACUGUGAAAUAACAGUCAAUUGCUGUGAAAUAAGGAUAUAUUUUUACGGUAUUUUGCUGUAAUUUUACAGUAAAUGUUGAAUACAGUAUUUUACUGCGAAAUAUAAGGAUAUCAUUUUUACAGUAGCGUGUUGUAAUGUUAGAGUAAUUUACAAUUACAGUAUUUUACUGUGAAAUAUAAGGAUACCAUAAUUUUUACAGUAGUGUGUUGUAAUGUUAAGAGUAAAUUACAAUUACAGUAUUUUACUGUGAAACAUAAGGAUAUCAUAAGUUUUACAGUAAUGUGUUGUAAUGUUACAGUAGAAUUUGAUUUCAGUAUUUUGCUGUGAAAUAAUCAUACAUCUUACAUUUCACAGUAAAUCACUGAAUCAAAUUUCACUAAUAUUACAACAAAUUACUGUGAAAAGUAUAUCCUUGUAUUUCGCAGCGAUUAUUUUUAUUUGGCGGUGAAAUAUAAGGAUUUACUUUUUACAGUAAUUUGUUGUAAUAUUACAGCAACAUUUGAUUUCAGUAUUUUACUGUGAAAACAGUGAAUUGCUGUGAAAUAUAAGGAUAUAUUUUACAGUAAUCUGUUGCAAUGUUCAAGUAUAUUUUGAUUACAGUAUUUGACUGUGAAAAAAAUACUGGUACAUUUUUACUGUGCAGAUAACCUGAAAGUCAAUUCCAAUCAAAUGUUCCUCAGCUCGUACGCCACAAGCCACGUAUUGACGAUGAAACCAAAACAUUUUCUUAAAGGUACAAUUGGCACAAUGUCAUCUUUUUAAGAUCAUAUUUCCGCAAGCGAGAGGAAAAAUGUUGCCCAGCUUUAAUGUCAGUUGUCAAAGUUAUUAGCGUUAAUAAAGUGUUUUGGAUUUUGUGCAAUAUAAAUGAUUGAUGUGUAAGAAAAUAUGCUUUUGUUUGAAUAAAGAAAAAAUGUUGGAGUUC
This is a messenger RNA of Nerophis lumbriciformis (worm pipefish), 4305 nucleotides long. RefSeq names its product sarcoglycan, beta (dystrophin-associated glycoprotein) (gene sgcb). Gene Ontology annotation, biological process: muscle organ development. NCBI's taxonomy places the organism in Eukaryota, Metazoa, Chordata, Actinopteri, Syngnathiformes, Syngnathidae. The record is from RefSeq and is a predicted model, not a curated record. Gene Ontology annotation, cellular component: sarcoglycan complex; sarcolemma.